CUUAUCAUCCGCAACAAGUAUAAAAGAAAUGCCAGCAGCUCUAUUCUCUUCAAAUGUUCACAAUGUUCCAAUUGUUGUGUUUCGUCGGUGUUAUUUUAUCGGCAAACCCUCAAUAUCUGCCAUUUAAUGAGGCAAUGGAGCGAAUAAUCUACGGCACGGUGGUCGACAUCUCGGAUUUUCCUUACCAGGUAGCUCUGGUUCAUCACCGGAAGAAUCGGAAACGUAUAAUAUGCGGAGGCGCCCUGGUGAGACCCAGAGUCGUUUUUACAGCAGCUCAUUGUACACACACCAAAGACUUCGACGAAGAAAGAAAGCCCCUCUCAGUCUUAGUCGGUGCCAAUUAUCUCGACGAUCCGGACGGACGUUUUCAUGAAAUCGACAGAGUAGUGAAGCAUCCGGACUUCAGUUUUCACAAUUACGAUCACGACUUUUCAGUGAUUGUCCUAAAAGAACCGGUGGAGUACAGCAGCAAAGCCAGAGAUAUUGCAGUUUCAGACGAAGACCAUGAAGGUGGAACGUUAGCUACCAUUUCAGGAUGGGGUAGGACGGAGUCUGGACGUCCGUCCAAGUAUUUGCGAGCGACAAAACUCACUGUGGAAAAGUGGGGCAAGUGUCAGGAUUAUUUUCCGGGAAUUCUUCAUCCCAGGAUCUCGUCGAAUAUGAUCUGUGUCAAACCCAGCCGAACGACCACUUAUUUUGGCGAUUCCGGGGGUCCUCUUGUAGUAAAUGGUAAGCUUAUAGGUUUGGUAUCUUUUGGAAUUAGAGUAAAAGGCAAGAAAAAAACGACUGUAUUUAGUAGGGUUAAAAAUUUCAUGGAUUUUGUAGACGAUGUAAUUCCUGAUUUUAACAGUUAAUAAAAAAUAAAAUUUA
Messenger RNA from Zophobas morio, 870 nucleotides. RefSeq names its product trypsin-like. Gene Ontology annotation, molecular function: serine-type endopeptidase activity. The coding region runs from base 54 to 854 and encodes 266 amino acids. The record is from RefSeq and is a predicted model, not a curated record. Lineage: Eukaryota; Metazoa; Arthropoda; Insecta; Coleoptera; Tenebrionidae. Gene Ontology annotation, biological process: proteolysis. The transcript is spliced from 4 exons.